Molecule: messenger RNA, 3539 nt
Organism: Teleopsis dalmanni
Lineage: Eukaryota; Metazoa; Arthropoda; Insecta; Diptera; Diopsidae
Exons: 6
Coding region: 341-3505 (1054 amino acids)
Cellular component (GO): nucleus
Source: RefSeq, a predicted model, not a curated record
AGUUGCUAGAAAACAUCUCACAACUAACAGUCGUGGUAAUUUCACUUAGUUUUAAUGCAUAUUUAAAACGUAUUCCAUAAACUGAAAAUAUUAAAAAGUGUUAAUUUAUAUAUUUAAGAAAAAUUGUGUGAUAAAACUAUUUUUGCAGCUACAGAAUUUAGUGAAAAAUUACGGGUUCAAAGUUCAUAUUACGCGUUCAGAAAAGUGUUAAACAAAGAAAAUUCCCAGGUCUGGCAAAAAGUUCAUUUAGUUCAUCACGAAAAAAUAAUUAAACAAUACCUGAAUACCUGAUUUGCGAAACCAAGAAAAAUUUUUCAAAAGAGAAAUUGUCAGUUUGGAUAUGUCAUGUCAGCAAGCAACGAGACUUAUAACAACACCGUCACCAGUUAUACCUGAGGAUCCUUAUGUAUUUACUGACACAGUGUCAACACCUCCUAUUUUAUUUAACACACAGAAAUCUGCAAGAGCCCGAUUAACAGAUAUUCAAAUUGCAACAAAUGGUCUUACAUUACCGACGAGAUCAAUUAGUAGUCAACAAAAAAUAUCGUUUGCGCAGUUAAACGAUAAUUUGCCAAAGACGCAGGCGUCUUUAGCGGAAAGCUUAAUCGGAACAGUAACACAAGCUAUUACUCCAAUAACAACAACAACCAAUGUAGCAUCAUUAAAAAACUCAUCUCAAUGUCAAAAACAAAUACACAAAGUUCAAAUUAAACAACCAUUGCAACAGCAAAAUAAUAUAAUUCAAUCGUCUAAUUUAUGCAUAAUACGCUUGCAGAACCAAUCUAGUAAUCAAUCUACGCAACUACUUCAACACACUCCUUCAUUAUGGCAAACUCCAUUAAUUUUGGAUUCGCCACCGUUGGUGAGUCCACCAACAUCACCCGCAUCGUUACCAUCUCCAACGGCCUCAUCGGCAACGAUCACGACACCUCCAGCAAUGGGUGUUGUAACUACGCAAGCAGUUGUAACAUCCCAAGCUACUUCUUUGCCACCUUCCAAUUUUCAUCAUACAACAGUAGCGCAGCAUCUUCAAAAGUUGCAGUGCAUCAAAAAUACCAAAAAAGGUACCGCAGUAAACAACACAAGCAAGCUAAAUACAAGCACAGAAGAGUCACAGCAGUUGAACACAUUUAUUUGCGUAUCUGAACCACCUCCAUUACAUGCUUUGGAACAGCGAAAACAUUCCGAUACUGAUUUACAAGAAGUUUCAGUUAAGAAAAUUUCCAGUAAAACAGAAUCACCACAUGAAAUUCCACAAAAAAAUUUAAAUGGUAACACUCGGGCCAGCAUAACGGAAAAAUCUAUACAGAAAUUGAAAUUAUUGGAUAUAUCGUCAAUAUCCCUACCAGCAGCUUUAACUGUUGAUAAUAAAUCAGAAGUUUCAAACAGUUUAUCCGCUGCAAAUUCUUGUGAAUUACAACAGAGCACACAAGUUCCAAAACUUUUACAAUUACGGAAAGUAGAUGAAACUGUAGAUACAAUAAAUGAUCAAUUUAUAGAACCUAGUAUUAAAUCUCAGUUGCAUCAGAAAACUAAUAAUAUUGCAAAACAUAAUUUGUCUUCCAAACAAAAUAUUCAAAAUGUCAGCUCUAAUAUUGUUGAUUCCAAACGUGAUAUUUUAACAAAUGAAGUAAAGAAAAAUGUACCAGUUGAUACUCCGCAAAAUAAAGUAUCUUCAAUACAAGCAACAGCGAAAAAUCUUAAAAAGAAUUAUUCAAAUGAAAAAUUUGCAAAUCAAUCUCAGACUCAGACAUCUUUGGGUCAAAAGAAAAAUCGUAAAAUACGAGUGAAUGGUUUUAAUGCAAAGAAAGCUUUAUCUGACAAUCAUGGUCUUUCUAGUAAAAAAGCUGUGACAGUAGUCAGAAUAGCUGAACAAAAUACAGAUGUAGAUAUAUCACUUUUAACCGCUUCAUAUAUUUUACCCUACUGCAUACAACAAAACUGUAUAAAUUUUGAUCAAAAGAAAAAUAACUCAGGCGAGCAUUGUUCUGCACAAUCUGGAAACCUGGCUCGCGAAGAGCGUAUACUGAAAUACAAGAAUCUCUUGCAGCGUCAGGCUUUGCAACUCUUUUCAGUAAAAUCUAUGCAGAAAAAUCCACUUCAUGUAGCUCGGCAACGUUUACUUUGUGUUGAUCGACUGUUACGCAAAUAUAAAGACGUUUUUAAUGAAAAACAAACCAUUAAUAUAUGUUCUGUACCUUCUUGCAAUGAUCAUGCUUUGGAUAUGGCUACAAAUUGCGUAAAACAUAUUGUGAAGAAUCCCGCACAACCAUUAUUUUCCUAUUGUUCCGCUAAGCUUUCGGAUAAUACACAAUGCCCUAUAACAGUGUUUGAUAUAAUGAAUGAUAUUCCACUUUGCAAUGAACACGCGCAUAAGCGUGGGGAAUAUACAAAUAUUGCAAAUGAACAACGUAAAAUGUCUACAAUUACUCUAACACCACAGAAUCAUCGAAGUGGUCCACAACCAGAAGCGCAUAUUAGUGUUGCUAAUAAUAAAAAAUUACAUUUAUCAAAAUUAACUGCGCCACGCAAACGUAAAUUAACAUUGGUAAAUCCAGUUGGUCGUCCACAAAAGCGUAAUAAAAAAAUGCAAUCAAGUGCCGUUGAACCAAAAAUUGUACCAGUAUCUGCAGUGUUGCAACGUAAGAGUAGUACAACAUCGCUCGAAUCAAUAGCCAGUAAUUCGCAUUCAUCCAACUCACAAUUAUAUAUGCCGUCCAAUUCAUUGGCACCUCCAGCUUUAGCUCCACUCAGUUACAGUGGAAAUAUGAUAUCACCACAGCGUAAGCUUAAUUUUGGCACUCUUGAUGCCAAUGUCAAUGAUGACAAGAAGGCACAUGAUAUUAACCAAAUUGUUGCACAAUUUACAAUGCUGGCGAACAAGCACGAAGCAAAUAAUAUAAACCAUUCAAACGGCAUUUUCAAUAACAACAACAAUAUGAAUUUUAUGAACACUAACUCCAACUCGAACUUUACGUCGGGACUUUUUUCAACCUCAUCAUUACCUUCAACUGAUGAAUUACUAACACAGGAUAUGCUAAGCAUGUGCGAGAAUAGUUCUGCUUAUGCUAGUUCAGAAGAUACUGGACUUGGCGGUUUAAGUGAAUCUGAAAUUAUUCCUGGACCACAUGAUGAUGACAUACCCUUAGACGAUACACAUUUGCUUGAAGAAAAUGAUUUAGAUAAUGUGCUCAAUUCUUUGCCUGUAGAUGCUUUCAACGAAUUAUUUACUGCUGUGCGUCAAGAUGAAUGUGAUGAAGUGGAACGUGCUUUAGCGCUUGCCGAUAAACAUUUAAAAAGUUUACAACAAACUAUCGGUUCUGAUUCAGAUUUCCUCGGAGAUUUUCUAGAUGUGAACGAAGAUUUUUUAAAUGAUGAAGAUAUAUGUAGCAACAUUGACACUUCGGCAUUAUUUAUUGAUAGCGGUACGAAUGGUGGAUCUGGUGGUGGCACCUCUGGUAAUUGUUCAACUAUAACGGAUGUUCGCGGUUUAGUACAAACAUAAAUUUAGUUCAGUUAUUCGAUAGCAAAAAAAAAAA